[Torrubiella] hemipterigena is the source of this 1142-nucleotide messenger RNA. NCBI's taxonomy places the organism in Eukaryota, Fungi, Ascomycota, Sordariomycetes, Hypocreales, Clavicipitaceae. The record is from the annotation of a GenBank genome assembly.
AUCCGAGUCUCUAGUCAACAAAACGCUGUAACUUGUACGCUCUAACUCAACAAGAGUUUCUAGGACUGCUUUCGCCUCUGCCAUAUUAUAUCAUUUCGACUAAUUCUAGAACAUAACCAAAAUGCCUCAUAAGCAUAAGCGAAAGAGAGGUGAUGAGGACAGCAGCUUUGACCUGCCUCCUACCCAAAAAGCCUUGCCACUACCAGUUACAAUGGAUUCGAAAGCUUCAAAAGCUUCAAGAAGCUCAAAGUUUAAGAAGGGAAAGGCACCGCCACCCACGAGCAACAAGCGUCACCAUGCCACGAUGAAGGACGACACACCAAGGGCAUUCAAGAGAUUAAUGCAAGUUGCGAAAGGAGGACGGAUUAGAUCGGGAUUGGAUGAUGGGCUAAGUAAUGCAGCACAACCGACAAACAAGCCCACCACCGAAACACCACAAAUUCGACCAGGUGAAGAUCUACGAACGUUUGCUUCACGUGUUGAUGCUUCUCUCCCCAUAUCAGGCUUGACCAAUAAAGCGGUAGUCAAGGACGGAAAAGACGUAAUAGGACUUAAGGUUCGCCAAACUAGGCGCGAGAAGAAAAUGCAUAAAUUAUACGAUCAGUGGCGAGCUGAAGAAGCUAAGAUCCAAGACCAUCGAGAAGAGGAAGCAGACUUACGAGCGGAGAAGGAGUUGGAUGACGAGGUCGCUGGUGUCUCAUGGAAUAGUGUUAUGGGACAAGAUGGCGCUAGCCGAAGAUCGGGGAAGAAGAAGAACAAGUCCCGUCGCGAUUCUCAGGAUGAGGAUCCUUGGCAACAAUUGAAAAAGAAGCGAGGUCAAGUUAGUACUGGUCUACAUGACGUUGCUCAAGCGCCACCAGAGCUACACAAGAAACAAACACGUCUUCUAAGCGUGCGAAAUGCAACUGUCGAUGUUGGAAGUGCGCCAAAGUCUGCAGGAAGUUUGCGCCAGCGAGAAGAGGUCGAAAAGACUCGAAAGCAGAUUGUCGACGCAUAUCGACAGAUCCGUGAACACGAACAGCGCAAACUGGCAGCGAAACAAAGCGAAUGAAUUUAUUCAGGGCAUAUUUUACAUAGCAAGGUACAUACUUUUAAUGAAACUUUUAUGCAGCUGUUUACUGAAACCCGUUUGGUGCCACCGC